Closterium sp. NIES-67 is the source of this 1698-nucleotide messenger RNA. Lineage: Eukaryota; Viridiplantae; Streptophyta; Zygnematophyceae; Desmidiales; Closteriaceae. The record is from the annotation of a GenBank genome assembly.
CCUUCGCCCUGCCGCCACAUGCCAGCAGCUCGUACAUGCCGCCAUCACCAGCUACGCAUCCAAUUGGCCCGCCGCUCGCCGACUCCGCCGACCUUGUUCCAUCCCUCGUGCGCUCUGAUGCCCUCUCAGCUCAGCCUCUCGCCCGGGGUCCUCCUCGCGUGCCGCGCUGUUACAGGCCUGCAUCAGCCUCUCCUUGAACCUGGUUGUCUCAUAUCGCCGCCGCUCGUGCGCUCGCACGCCUGUGCUCUCUGCGCUCGGUCAAGCAAAAACGGCUCUUUGUGCUUCGUACUAACCAUCCGAGCGCCACGAGCAAGGCUAGAAAAGACGGGAGUGGGAACGUGAAUGUUCGCUGACACACAGUACCAAGCCGAAAUAUGGGCGCUUGACUCGCCAGGGCAAGUCAAGUUGCACAAAAGACGAGGCGUCGUACCGCGAUGGCGCCGACUGCACCGAGCAGACAAGCAGCUAGUGCACUCGCUGCCACCUAUUCCCCCUCGCAGCGGAUAGCCCCGGUUCCACUCUCUCCCCCAGCAUCAGGUUCAGGCACUGAGAGGUCGUUGGUGGGCCCCUCGCGGACUGUAUUUAGGGCGCUGCUUUCCGCUGUCAGGCGCUGGUACCAUACCAGGCGAGUCGCAAUCUCUGGAGCUUUUGAAGCGCUUUGAAGUUCGCAAUCUUUCUGCGGCGUGUAGCCAUUUUUCAACGUGUCGCGCAUACCGAGACAGGCGCACGUGGAAGGCUCGUAAGGAGGCUCUGUUACAGUGUUACGUGCUCCUCUCGUCCUUCAAGGGUGCGCGCUUCGACUCUGGUGAAGCGUUGCGAUGGCGGUCUUUUUCUCACGGACGCGACUCGAUCGUCUCGCCAUGAUCUUGGCCGUUCUUUUGGUCAUGGCUGGUGCGCCGAUGGGCCAUUGCCUUCUGAGGGGAUGGGACGUGGGGCGUUGUACAAAUUCAUGAGCUACGCUUUGUCGCCAAGUAUCACAGGAGUACUUGAGCCUUCCCAGCUUUCGUACAGAGUACAUACGAAACGAACUGGUAGAUACUCUCUUCUCCACCUACUAAUUUCGUUUCCUUCUCUCCCCAUGCGUCCCUCCCUCCGCCGCCCCUCCCAUGCGGCCAUGCUUCCACUGCCACGCUGUUCCGCUCUUUCUGCUCGCAUUCUCUUCGUGACGCUGUCCACUCUGCAGUGCCAUCAACAACCAAGGCCAAGAUAGUGGUGGUGGGAGGAGGGGGCAUCAAUUCUUGGAACGAGUGGAGCAUGCGGGUUUGGAAGAAGCCAGUGCUGCACGUUGGAGACACCCUGGUGUUCAAGUGGUGGGGCUUCCCCAACGACGUAUUGGCAGCACUCAGUAAGAAGCAAUUCGAUACGUGCAACUUCACCAUAGCGCUCUUGCUGCACAGCACCACAUGGGUGGGCAGGUUCAGGAUCAUGGUACCAACUGGCACCACUCGAGUGCUCUUCGCUAGCAGCAUGCGCGAAAGGUGCAGGAGGGGACUCAAGUAUGACACGGGUACUAUUUUGCCAUAACUGAACGCAUGGGUGCAGCAGCCCUCCACACCACCCAUGACGGAGGGACCAUCCAUGAGAAGAGUAGUUUUUUAGGUUGUUCCUAGAGCAGCAGUAGACAUGUACCUGAAAUAUUGGCAGUGAAGUGGAUGAUUAGAGUGGUGUUGCCUGCAGAUUAGGUGGAAUAGGGGAUAG